AUGGAAAGUUCAAAUAACUAUAAUAUUAAUAUACUCGAUUUAUCUGAUGAAAUGUUACUUGCCAUUUUGAAUAAGUUGAAUAUGGUCGAUGUAAUCUAUUCAUUAGUGGAUGUUAAUAAACGAUUUAAUCGAUUAAUACUUGAUCCUUUUUAUAUUCAUAAUCUUGAUUUGACUGUUAAACACUCAUUACUUCAACGAGUUUCUCCAUUAGAUAUGCAAAAGAUUGAUACAAUUUGUAAAAAAAUCUUACCAAAAAUUCAUCAUCAUAUAUACAAACUUACUGUUCCAUCAUAUUUAAUUGAAUCUAUUAUUAAUAUUGAUUAUCCUCAACUUCAAUCUUUAUCACUUGUCAAUUUUGAAGAACAAAAAUUAUUAAAAUAUUUAACAGGAGAAACUGUUUAUCGAUUAUUAACAAAUCAAAUUACACAUCUUAGUGUCGAUAUUGUUUAUGAUAAAAAUGAAUCAAAUAUAUUUUUAUUAAUAUUAUCUUCGGGAAAACAUUUAACUGAUCUGACGUUUCAUAAUCGAUUCUCAUCUGAACAUCUAGGAAAUCCAACUUUUGUUUUAUCAUCAAUUCAUAUAUCUUCAACUUUAAAUAAACUAAUUGUUAAUGUAACUACAUUUGAUGAUUGUCUUUAUCUUCUUGAUGGAACUCUUCAAUCUUUAACUGCGUUGAUUAUUGACAUAAUUAGCAUCUCCGAGUCAUCAUCAAUCAUAGAUAACACGAAAAAACUUCCUAAACUGAAACAAUUUUCAUUAACUUCGGAGCGUAUGACAUUUGCUUAUGAUGAGAAAGUUGUUCCAUUACUUCGUCGAAUGAUACAUAUCGAAGAUUUAACAUUAUUUCUGAAUGUAGGAAGACUCGGUUCUAUUAAUAUGGAUGAUUAUAUUAAUGCUUAUAUUGAUGGUACUCAUUUAUAUAACGAUGUUUUUGCUUUUAUGCCGCAACUUCACAGAUUUACUUUCAGUAUUAAUACUUGUGCUCCUAUCAGUAAUAUUGGGUUUCCAUCGAAUGAUGAUAUUGAGCAUAGUUUCAUUGAAAAAGGAAAUCGGCAUGUUGGUUCAUAUGUUCAUAAUAGAUUACCUAUACAGACUGGUCAAUGCCAUGUUUUUUCUCUUCCAUAUCAAUUCGACACUUAUCUUCUGAUGAGAUGCAAUUCUUUUCAAGGUGGUUUAUUCAAUAAAGUUCGAUCAAUGAAAAUGUUUGAUUCAUAUCCAUUUGAACAUGAUUUAUUUGAAAAGAUCUCUCAACAUUUUCCUUUUCUCCGAAACUUAACUUUGGAUAAUGAAGCUGGACAAGACAAUAAACAACAUUCAUCUACAUUGAUUACAUUUCCAUAUCUUGAACAUCUGAAUAUUAUGUUUGCGGAUGCUGAUUAUGGUGAACAAUUUCUCUUUGAAAAAAAUACUCGUUUACCUCGUUUGUUGGAACUUCACAUUAGUUAUGAUACAUUAACAAUGAUCACAAACAAUUUUACCAAUGAUUUAGCACGUGUCAAUUGUUCGAAAAUAAGACAUAUUGUUACAAAAGAAUUAUAUGUUCCUCCUAAAGAUUUUCAUUUGUAUUUUCCUUU
Messenger RNA from Rotaria sordida, 1574 nucleotides. The record is from the annotation of a GenBank genome assembly. Lineage: Eukaryota; Metazoa; Rotifera; Eurotatoria; Philodinida; Philodinidae.